CUCACCAGAGCAAUUAAUACUUUUGUGUUUUGAUAGAUAUACAAACCGGUUUGUUAAUUUGUGUUUGAAUAUGGAUAGUUCACAGGACAUGAGCUACAAAGCUGGGCAGGCACAAGGCCAAGCACAGGAAAAGGGCAGCCAGAUGAUGGAGAAGGCUGGGAAUGCUGCCCAAUCUGCCAAGGAAUCAAUGCAGCAGGCUGGAGAGCAGAUGCAGGCUAAGGCACAAGGUGCAGUUGAUGCCGUCAAAGAUGCAACCCGCAUCAACAAAUGAGACCUCAUGCCAUCCAUUACCCUCUUUUUUUUUUAACUUCUUGUUGCUCAUGUUUCGUUUAAGAUCUUGGCUUCAUGAAUUGAAGUUCUAUAUUUGAUCAAAUAAAUAUAUUUUGCCCACAUAA
Messenger RNA from Sesamum indicum (sesame), 395 nucleotides. RefSeq lists its product as uncharacterized. The record is from RefSeq and is a predicted model, not a curated record. Lineage: Eukaryota; Viridiplantae; Streptophyta; Magnoliopsida; Lamiales; Pedaliaceae.